ACUUCCAAUUAUAUUGAAAAUAAAUUACAAAAUAUUUGCUACAGUAUUAGAAUUUGCAUACUUGCUACGUUUCACGGAAUAAUCAGAAACUUCCAAGCAGCCGCAUUCGUGAAGUUCAGAUUCUGCGGCCAUGCUUUGAAGUUCAAAAAGGACUUCUUCUUUUUUUUUUUUUUUUGUCUCUGUUGAUGUAUUUGUGUAUGUAUUUCUAUGGGUGUAUGCAAACCGCCUGAAUCUAUAAUUUAUUAAUCCCAAAAAUAGUUUUUAAUCGAAAUCUCGCCAAAUAUAAAUUACCUUUUUACAUUUUUCUAUAAUCUGCACUUUUUUCAUCAUUUUCUGCCAUUCUAAGUGUAACCCAUUUUGGUAAAGCUCUGUAUCUUUCUAGAAUUUUCUUUAUAUUUGUUUCUGGGCCGUUUUGUUUAUGUAAAAUGACGAUCCUGGAGUUGCCGGAGAGUUUAGAAACGACGACGUUGAAUUCCCACCACAGCCGCGCCGCGAGUACUGUUCGGCGGAGAUCUAGUGACGUGGCAGUACUGGAGUCAGAUUCAAACUCUUUAGAGGCGGUGAAUGAUAGUGACAGCGAUGUUAAUAACACUAAUGAGAUGGGAAAUCUGCGUGGAGGAGUGGUGGAAUCGGCGCUGGAAGAGCCGAGUGAAUUGGGUACUGAAGGUUUGAGAAAUGGCAAGGAGGAGAACGAGCAGGUUCGUACCGGAGAGAGUAAUCAAGAAAUGGAGGUGUCGGCGUCGGCGAAAUUCGCGCACCGGCCGUCGGCACCGGCUCACCGGAGAAUCAAAGAGAGUCCUCUCAGCUCGGACGCAAUCUUCAAACAGAGUCAUGCGGGCCUCUUCAACCUCUGUAUAGUGGUGCUUGUUGCUGUAAAUAGCAGACUUAUUAUUGAAAAUUUGAUGAAGUAUGGCUGGCUGAUCAAUUCAGGCUUUUGGUUUAGUUCAACAUCACUGAAGGAUUGGCCACUUCUAAUGUGCUGCCUGAGUCUCCCAAUUUUUCCGCUUGCUGCAUUUUUUGUUGAGAAGUUGGUGCUACUCAAGUAUAUAUCUGAAUGUGUUGCUGUCUUUCUUCACAUUUUAAUAACAACAGCUGCUAUCUUGUAUCCGGUUUUGGUUAUUCUUAGGUGUGAUUCUGCUGUUCUGUCUGGCGUCACAUUAAUGCUCUUUGCUUGCAUUGUGUGGUUGAAGUUGGUAUCUUAUGUUCAUGCAAGUCACGAUAUGAGGGCACUAGCCAAAUCACUUGAUAAGGGUGAAACAUUGUCUGGUUAUUGGAACUCGGAUGACUCUUACGGUGCUAGCUUCCAGAGUUUGGCAUACUUCAUGGUUGCUCCCACAUUGUGUUACCAGCCUAGCUAUCCCCGUACAGCGAGCAUUCGGAAGGGUUGGGUGGUACGUCAACUCAUUAAGUUAAUAAUAUUUACAGGAUUCAUGGGAUUUAUCGUAGAACAGUACAUAAAUCCAAUUGUGCGAAAUUCUCAACAUCCUUUGAAAGGAAACCUUUUGUAUGCCAUAGAAAGAGUCUUGAAGCUUUCAGUUCCAAAUUUAUAUGUGUGGCUCUGCAUGUUUUAUUGUUUUUUCCAUCUUUGGCUGAAUAUAUUAGCGGAACUUCUCUGCUUUGGUGAUCGUGAGUUCUACAAAGAUUGGUGGAAUGCGAAAACAGUUGAGGAGCCUGUACACAAGUGGAUGGUCCGACAUAUAUAUUUUCCAUGCUUAAGGAAUGGGAUGCCAAGGGGAGGUGCUAUUUUGAUAGCGUUCCUUGUAUCUGCUAUUUUUCAUGAGUUGUGUAUUGCCGUCCCUUGCCACAUAUUCAAGUUUUGGGCAUUCAUUGGCAUUAUGUUUCAGGUUCCUCUUGUUAUCUUAACCAACUACUUGCAAGACAAGUUUCAAAAUUCAAUGGUGGGCAACAUGAUAUUUUGGUGCUUUUUCAGCAUACUAGGUCAACCCAUGUGUUUACUGUUAUAUUACCAUGACUUGAUGAAUCGAAAAGCUAGUGCAAAAUAAGGCCCUGCCACAAAUUUGCUAAACGAUGGUGAUUCCAUUGGGGGUACAAAUUGCAGCAACUGGGUUGCUAUUUCCCCACAUGUUUCCAUACUGGUUUUCGCGCAGCUUCCUCAUCUGCCCUGGCGAAGACGAGACAUGAAGGGAACGAACUAAACUUAGGGCAAUACAGUUUUGGUUGAAAAUGUAACAUAUUGGCAUUGGUUGGUUACUUUGGAUGUGGACAUUUUUAUGAUGAGAAUUUAGUAGUUUUCAUGAUAUAUAAAUGAAAUUUCCUAAUUAUAAUGUUUGAAUAAUUAAGAGCUA
This is a messenger RNA of Olea europaea var. sylvestris, 2306 nucleotides long. Its product is annotated as diacylglycerol O-acyltransferase 1-like. The transcript is spliced from 15 exons. NCBI's taxonomy places the organism in Eukaryota, Viridiplantae, Streptophyta, Magnoliopsida, Lamiales, Oleaceae. The record is from RefSeq and is a predicted model, not a curated record. Gene Ontology annotation, biological process: triglyceride biosynthetic process. Gene Ontology annotation, cellular component: endoplasmic reticulum membrane; chloroplast envelope. Bases 426 to 2003 code for a protein of 525 amino acids. Gene Ontology annotation, molecular function: diacylglycerol O-acyltransferase activity.